GUGGCCAUACACAUUGGACUACGCGUCUACACAAGACUGCGUCAUUCCUCCUUGCCCGACUGCGUCAGUUCCCGGAGUUUGGGUGCUCCCGAUGAUAAGUUGGACCGAUCUCAAUGGAUUCCCUUGUUCCAUGGUCGAUGCUUGUGUAUUUGUGCCUCCUCAUCAUGAUGAAGAUGCGUGGUUUAAGUUCAUCCUCACUAACUUCGAGAGGCAUUACCUCGGUAACCGAGCUCCUUUCGGCUUCUAUGUCCACGAAUGGUACAUCUCUGCCUACCCCGGCGUCAAGAGAGCGUUGAUCCGAUUCUUAGAUCUAAUCAACAGCCUAAACGAUACGUUCAUGGUUAGCGCUGGUGAAGUUAUCGACUGGGUUGAGAAUCCAGUGCCGGUAAACGAAUACGUGAAGAAGGAAUGCAAGAGUUUCACGCCUACGAAUUGUCGCGCCGCCAGCUGCGGACCUCUCACCUCAACACAUACUGAGAUGAGUUACUGGAUGCAGAUUUGCAACACAUGCCCGAGAGUCUACCCCUGGCUAGGAAAUCCUCUUGGAGAAUAAUUUAUUA
Molecule: messenger RNA, 560 nt
Organism: Papilio polytes (common Mormon)
Lineage: Eukaryota; Metazoa; Arthropoda; Insecta; Lepidoptera; Papilionidae
Exons: 4
Coding region: 92-553 (153 amino acids)
Biological process (GO): carbohydrate metabolic process
Source: RefSeq, a predicted model, not a curated record